This is a messenger RNA of Closterium sp. Naga37s-1, 2322 nucleotides long. The record is from the annotation of a GenBank genome assembly. Lineage: Eukaryota; Viridiplantae; Streptophyta; Zygnematophyceae; Desmidiales; Closteriaceae.
UCUGUUGCAUGGGCGGGGAUUUACGGCCUUAUAAUGGGGGCGGCAUGGAUCGUAAUCGGUAUAAGCAUCCUCGCUUUCGCGCUCUGCGCGUGCCUGUUCUGCCGAAAGCGCUGGAAAGAGCGUCUGGACGGCGACCCACCUGGCUACACGCGCUUUCAGAUCCGCGUGCCACUUGGCGCGCUCGUAUUGGCUGCAGCCUUGAUCCUGGUGGGAGUGGCGCUGCUGUUAUCAGGAGGGGUGCAGUUCCAGAGCACCUACCGCAGUGCCACACAGUUCGCACUCGGCACCACGCAAGCCCUCGUGAGCGCCACUCACAACCUCUCAGCCGCGCUGCAACGCUCUGCCAACACCACUGUCUUCAAUGCCGUGGUUCCCCCCACCACACAGCAGGCCGUGCUACAGGGAGCAGUGCAGGCGGAUGUUAUGGCAACAGACAUCCAAGCAAGGAUUGUGAACAGCGUUGACCAGCUGGAUGGAUACGUGAAGAUCAUCACCAUCACCAUCCUCGUUAUUGGCUUGCUCACUGCUCUCCUUGUGCUGCUGGGUCUGGUGGCUGGCUUUAUGCAGUGGUCGGUUGCAUCACACAUACUCGUUAGCGUCAUCUGGGCUAUGGGGUUCAUCACAUGGUGCACUGUCACCCUCUGUCUGCUCUCCACUCUCUUUGCAGGGGACACGAGUGCAGCCAUGUGGCAGGUGUCACAGCAGGACCCAGUAGGCAACUCCACCAUGCAACAGUGGCUGCCGUGCGCCCGGGCAAGCGACGUGCGCCAGGCCAUCAACACCACUGUCACCGCCAUCUCGGCAUCGAAUGCUCUGCUCAACACGUCCAUUGCGACAACCUACCCCCAGCUGUUGACCGCACUCAACGCCACUGGCAUCUGCAACCCCUAUGCGGGAGGCAGCACUGAGCUCAGCUAUGACGUCACCUCCUGCCCGCCCGGCACUCUGCCGCCGGCUGCAUUUCUCCAGUCUCUCGUCACCACACUCCCCUGCACCAACGGCACAUGCCAGUUGAAAUUUCCCAACGGCACAGUCAUGCUGCUGCAAGUGCCCCCAGCGGCUCUCUCGGAUCUUCAGACCGCCUCUGCUGCCCUCACACGCCUCGUGGACUCGGUGCCGGUGCUGCUUCAGAUCGCCAACUGUACCUACGUGAAGGAGAUUUGCGAGCAUGCAUCAGGGAUGGCAACGGACAUGGAGAGGGAUUUCAACAUGCUGUGGUGUGGCUUCAUCGUCAUCUCAGUCGCAUCCAUGCUCCUCGCUCUCGCUCUCCCCGUCUACAUCUUCCGUUCAGCCCACCCGCAAGCCGACCCAUUAGUCCACUCAUUGCCCCACCUGCAAACCCAACAGCUAGCCCUGCCUCUGGGCGAGUCGUCCCUCUCUUCUCCUCCCCGCACUCCUCCCCUUGAUCGCCGCUCUCCGCCUUGUGAUGGCCCGGCUUCUGCUGCCAGUGACUCGGCUGGUGCUGCUGCUGAUGGGAUGCCUCAAAUGGAAGAUCUGCAGCUUGGAGAGGAACGAAAGGACCAAUCAACACUCGCCAGGUGUGCAGGCACUUCCCGUGUUUCCGUGUUCUUUCUCUCGUUUCUAUGCUCUCUUCCAGUGUUUCAAUGCUCCUUCCAUUGUGUCUCUCAAGUGCUGCUGUUCCAUUUGCUCACCCAACCACCAUCUCAUUUCCCCUUCCAGGGGCAAUUCACCUGGUCUUUCUCCCUUAACAUUCACAUCCCAAUGUCGUCAGCAACAGAGGCUCCCGCGGAUGUCCAGCCUCCUCGCAACCUGUCCGCAAAACCAGAAUUGGGACCCCUAUCGUCCAAGAUUCUUCCUCACUUAUUCAAACUGUAUGACUGCACAGCAAGAGAUGGGGAUUUCGAAAUUUACUCUCCUGACGCGAAGUUCGACGAUCCCCUUAUGUCAGCUCACGGGUUGAAUCAGAUCAAGUCAGCCUUUUACUCCAUGCAAGUGCUUUUCCAAGAGGGGAGAAUUGUGGAGUACACUUUAGAGGAGACAUCAACAGGUGAUGGCUCAGGACUGGUGGUCAUGGACAAUAAGCAGAAUUACAAGGUCUGGGGCAGACCUUUUGAUGUUGAUUCGAGAAUUCAACUCAAGACUGAGUAUGCAGGCGAGGCGGAGGAAGUGCAGUUGCUCAUGCACAUGAACCAGCUGCUGGUUGCUGUGGAUAACCACCAGGCGGAGGAGGGGGGUAACCCCCUGGGGGCGGAGGAGGGUAACCCCCUGGUGGGGGAGGGGGGUAGCCCCCUGGAGGGGGAGGAGGAUAACCACCAGGAGGGGGAGGAGGGUACGGGUAACCACCAGGCGGCGCUCCUGUAA